Molecule: messenger RNA, 1414 nt
Organism: Cercospora beticola
Lineage: Eukaryota; Fungi; Ascomycota; Dothideomycetes; Mycosphaerellales; Mycosphaerellaceae
Source: RefSeq, a predicted model, not a curated record
AUGAAACUCGAUGCUCACGUCGACAUGAUCGAAUUCAAAGAGUAUGCAAAAAUCAAUCUCGAGGAGACUCCUGUCGUUGCUCUUAGCUGUGGGCAUUUCUUCACCACAGAGACUUUGGACGGACUAAUCGGACUAAACAACGUCUACGAGAUCGGCCCAAACGGUAACGUCAUCGGUCUGGGAGAUACUUCGUCCAAGUUGUCACCAGCAAUUCCGAAGUGUCCGCAUUGCCAGCGACCGAUCCAGCAAUACACAACACAUCGAUACAACCGCUUGAUCAACCGGGCUGUGGUCGAUGAGAUGUCCAAGCGGUUCAUCGUCACAGGCCAGACAGCAGUACAAGAGAUAGAGCGGAGACUUAUCGAGAUAGAAACGAUCCUGCAAGCCUCUCGUCAAGAUGUCUUCCGAGAGAAUCUGGGCCCCACUCUAGUUGGCAUACGUCAGCGAGGUAUCGGAGAAGUCGCUCAGAAGCUUGUAACACGGUAUACGCCAGCCUUGAAGCUUCGCUCUGACAUCGGAAAACUACAGAUGCGCACGGCAAAGCACCACCAACCUGCACACAAACUCCACGACGCUACUAUCCAUGCAAUAGGACGAAGUAGCGGUCUCGAGAGUGCAUUUGGAGGUCUCAGGCUUGAGCACAUCCCAGUCGUCAGCGAGCGCGAUGACCGCAUUGCACUCAGGUUGAAUAUGAUGCGAGUCAGGACGGAUGGCGUGAUCCUGGAAGACAAGCUGCGUAUCGUACCGGUGGUGAGAGCUGAGUACGGCGAUUCAGCUUCCUCUUUAGCAUUGUUCGAACGCUCUCUGGCUCAAGCCUUUUUCCAAUCUUGUGGGAAGCUCAUCGCCGAGUGCAAGGACAAGGCCCUGAAGAGGAUAGCGAUGGAGCUGUCACUCCUCUACGCGCAACUAAUCUGUGCAGUCGACACAGCUGGACUUCGCGAGCCGGAAGACGGCGAAAUGGCCAGCAGGGAACGGGACAACGCUAGGAAUCUGCUCGAGGAAGCAACGAUACUAUGCGAGCACGGAUUCCACGAUGCAGAGACUCUGCUAGAAGCAGUCAACCAGUCCUUGAAGCUUCUGCGAAAGGAAUGGUAUGCGAAGGUCACAGACCAGGAGCUUGAAGCGAUCAAGUAAGCGAUGGUGAGCGGGUCGAAAGGAAUCGCAACCCACUCCGGCUACUGGUAUAAUUGCGCUAAUGGCCAUCCGUUUGCUAUUGGGGAGUGUGGGAUGCCGAUGGAAGUUGCACGCUGUCCGGAGUGUGGUGCGAAUAUUGGCGGACAGCAACAUGUAGCUGUGCAGGGUGACUUGAUACAUAGCCUCAGGCUUCUGGCUUGGCAUUCACUUAAGCCAUUCACCUACCUGCACCUUUCCUAUAGAUUCUCGUCCUUUCUUGAUAGACACACAAUUAAUCAAC